AUUCAUUAAUAUCCCAACUUAUUAGUAUCCACUAUGAAAGUCUAUAUUUCCAAAAUCUUAGGCUUCUUACUCUCUUUGUUUUUCUACCAUUGCCAAGCGUAUCCACAUUACAAGUUCGUUGUGAAGGAAGUUCCAUAUACGAGAUUAUGCAACACAAAGAACAUACUCACCGUAAAUGGCCAAUAUCCGGGGCCUACUUUAUAUGUUCAUAAAGGAGACACAAUCGCUGUAGAUGUUUACAACAGAGGAAAAUAUAACAUCACUAUUCAUUGGCAUGGAGUGAAACAACCAAGAAAUCCAUGGACGGAUGGUGCAGCAUACAUCACACAAUGUCCUAUUGCACCAGGAGCAAAAUUUAGACAGAAGAUCAUUUUGACAACCGAAGAAGGGACUUUGUGGUGGCAUGCUCAUAGUGAUUGGUUGCGAGCAACUGUAUAUGGUGCUAUGAUCAUAUAUCCCAAGUUGGGAACAAGCUAUCCCUUCGCCAAACCUGAUGCAGAAAUUCCCAUCCUAUUAGGAGAUUGGUGGAUACAAGAUAUAGUGGAGGUUGUAGAUGAACUUUUUCUUUCUGGCGGUGAAGGAAACUAUUCCAAUGCCUUCACCAUCAAUGGUCAGCCUGGUGAUCUUUAUCCCUGCUCUAAACAAGACACAUUCAGACUCAAGGUGGAGAAAGGUUUGACUUAUCUUCUUCGGAUAAUCAAUUCUGCCGUGCAAGAUAUGCUCUUCUUCUCCAUUGCCGGCCACAAUGUCACCUUGGUCGGAUCCGAUGCUAGCUACCUAAAACCAUUAGAGAGAAGCUUCUUUGUCAUAUCUCCUGGCCAAACCUUUGAUGUCCUUCUAGAAGCCAACCAAAGUCCCAAUCACUAUUACAUGGCUGCCAAAGCAUACACCGUUGCUGCAAAAGGUGUUUUCGACAACACCACCACCACAGCUAUUGUAGAAUACAGUGGAAACUACACUCCAUCUUCGCCGCCGCUAUUCCCUUAUCUUCCUGAGUACAAUGACUCACAUGCAGCUGUUAAUUUUACUGGCAGUCUCCGGAGCUUAGCUGAUGAGGAGCAUCCAAUUAACGUGCCAAUGGAAAUAAAUAGUCAUUUGUUUUAUACUCUGUCAAUGAACACAGUUCUAUGCCCAAACAACUCGUGCUCAGGGCCAAAUGGGACGAGAAUCUUAGCUAGUGUGAACAAUAUCAGUUUGGUCGAUCCUAAAAUUGAUAUAUUGGAAGCUUACUAUUAUUGCAUUCCUGGCGUAUUUGGGACUUGGUUUCCUGACUUUCCUCCGUUAUUUUAUAACUUCACCGCCGAGGAUUUACCAAUGAACCUGGAGAUACCGACCCUAGCGACCGAAGUGAAGAUACUGGAAUAUAAUUCCACAGUGGAACUUGUUUUCCAGGGUACAAACUUGCUUCUAGGCAGUGACCAUCCGAUGCAUCUUCAUGGGUUUAGUUUCUAUGUUGUGGGGGUCGGUGUGGGGGAUUUUGAUAAUGAGAUAGAUCCCUUGAAGUAUAAUCUGGUCGACCCUCCCCUUUCGAACACCAUUAUUGUGCCUGUAGAUGGCUGGCUCGCCAUCAGAUUCAAAGCUGAUAAUCCUGGAGUGUGGUUUAUGCAUUGCCAUUUCGAUCGACACAUGGUCUGGGGCAUGGAUGCAGUAUUCAUAGUUAAAAAUGGCGAAUCUCCAGAUACCAAAAUGUCAAUACCACCAUCUGACAUGCCGUUGUGUCGUAAGCCUGUCCCAAUUACAUCCAAGGUCACAAAUUCUCUGGGUCCAGAUAUAUGUCCUAUAUAUGUAGAAAAAAAGUAGGAUUGUAAUCCUAGAAAGUAUUUAGCUAAAUAAAAUGUUGUAAUUGGCAGUGUUUAUCCUUCUCCAUCAAAUCAUCAAUUCGAAGAUCAGUGUGCAGCACACUGUGAUGGAAUUCCAUUCACGUCACGGGCGAGGUCUGGGCAUAGGAAGUGAUCCCACUAACAAGUGGCCUUAGCCACUAGGCCAGAACAUGACCGGCACAUGGGGAUCACACAACUUUCGGUUGGAUAGAUAAGGCUGUGGAUGUCUUCCUCAAAACUACAAGAGAAAAAGAAAUAGUACAUUUGAUGAAAAAUGGUUGGCUCUCAUUAAUUGUACAACUUAAAAUAGAAAAAAAUCUAUAUAUAUAUUAAAUCAGAAAUCAUUCAAGAUAAGCAUGUCAAGUGUCACUUUUAUAAGUUCUUUGAUAUACUCUUUUGUUGCCACGUGUCAAUACUUUCU
Messenger RNA from Rubroshorea leprosula, 2241 nucleotides. NCBI's taxonomy places the organism in Eukaryota, Viridiplantae, Streptophyta, Magnoliopsida, Malvales, Dipterocarpaceae. The record is from the annotation of a GenBank genome assembly.